AGUUAAAGGAGGACAGGCUACAAUGACCAAGAGCCAACAGAACUGACUCGGAUCGCUGAACAGACUGAACCACCAGAGGGACUAAGCAGUCAGGGCCGCCUGCCAUGAUGGAUGACCUUGCUGAACUAUGACGGUGUUGAUGGGUGUAGGGUGAAGUUUCCCCUUGAUGCUGAUCUUUGCCUCUCUCGCUCCUGGGUUUGGCUGGUCCUCUUUCUGGUUGUGGUGUACAGCUGGCCCUGAUGUCGAGGAGAGAGGCAGCAGCACUUUUCUCUAUGUGAUUCUGUUUCCAGCUCUACAGCGUUGGAUCUGCAGUUCGACAGUCUGAUCGGACUCCUACUCCUCUACACCUCAGGGAUCCUCAGGUUUCUCCUCCACUUUAUUACAGUCUGUUGCGAUAUUUGCUGUACCCGUAGAUCGAUGGACAGAUGCUCUUUCUAGAAUCAUUGUUGUAUCUUUAUCAAGAUUAAGGACCUCGUAUUGGAGACAGGCUGGUGAAUGGUUGUCAACAAACAAGCAGAGAGGUCAAAAUGGAACCAAUUAGGAAAGACAUGGAGCUGCUAAGUAACAGCAUGGCUACCUAUGCUCACAUCAAAGCUAACCCAGAGAGCUUUGCUCUGUACUUCAUGAUGGGUGUGUGUUUUGGCCUGCUCCUGGCCCUGUGCCUCCUGGUCACCGGCAUCACCUGUAGGACCCGCCGUACCAAUAAGCCUCCCCCCUCCCCAGAGAGGAGACAACUGAAGGAGUCCAGUGAAGAAGAGGAGGAUGAGGAGAGUGUGGAUGUGGAAGAAGGGGAGGAGGCAGAGAUCCCUAAAGUGACGGUUGCGCCCAUGAGCGACCGCAACAGCCAAUUGAACGGUACUUUGAGGAGCGUGAAUGUGUUUGCGUCGGCGGAGGAGCUGGAGAGGGCGAGACGACUGGAGGACAGGGAACGCAUCGUCAGGGAGAUCUGGAGGAACGGACAGCCAGAUAUACUGUCCACUGGAACAGGGACCAUCGGACGGAUACACUACCACUAAUGGACUAAGGUGACUUAAGGACCUAAAACACAUGGUCUGAACCCUGAACUAAUUAGGGUUGAUCUACUCCAGACAGACACUGUAGCUGACUGUAUUAGGCUGACACAGAUUCACCUUCAUCUUUUCAUUCAAUGAUUUUAUUUUUUUGUCCAAACUAAUUUCAUUGUCAUUCAUGUACUGGCCUAUGACAAAAGUGUGUUGCACAAUACAAUGUACGCUUUAACAUGUAAUUAUUCAAUUAGUAUUCAGAUACAUAGAAUGUCAUAACCACUGCUCCCAAUCGACACACAUAAUAAGUAACAUGAAAAAUACCCCACAAUGUUUUACAAUGCAGACAGCUUGAAGAACCAACCACCAACAUUGCUGCCUCUUCGUGUAUAAUGUCAACAUUUGCUUAUGGACUCUUCUAUGGUUGUAAUGCUGCUCCCACACAGUCAGUUCCAAGCUCCAACCCUUCAGGCUAAUCUUAGCUGGCUGAAAGUCUUCCCACAGAAUCCUCCCAGCCUGUAACCCAGCGUUUAGCCACCACUCUGACCCCAUCACUUCCUGUGUUACAGCAGCAGGCAACACUCCCCUCAAGGGAAGAUUGUUGAGGACUUAUGAAAAGGCCACAGAUACCAGUUCUGCAUUUCAAAUGGAACCUCAUUCCCCGCCUCUUUCACAGGUUGGUGGCACCGUAAUUUGGGAGGACAAGGGCUCAUGGUGAUGGCUGGAGCGGAAUCGGUGGAAUGGGAUCAAACACAUGGUUUCUAUGUGUUUGAUGCUAUUCCAUGAGACAUUGUUAUGAGAUGUCCUCCCCAUCACCAGCCUCCACUGACUACUAUAUAUGGAUUAAAGUACCAUUUGGGACUCAUCCCUUUAAUACCGCUAGUGACUCUAGUCUUUGACUUGAGAGGUUAUGUAACUUCAGUCUGCACAAAGUCACAUAUUGAGCAUGUGCUCAUUGCCAAAUGCUUUAUUUGAAAUUGGCCCGAUAAAGACUAUUUCAGUCCACCGCUAAAUUCCUACAGUCCUAAGCAGACUUUUCUUUGGCCUUUGGUUAGGAAUGAUGCAAAAUAUCCUGUUGAGUCCAAAGGACUUCAGAUACUAUAGCUUUGAAUGUGUACAACUUAAAGGGUUAGUUCAGCAUUUUGGCAAUGAAGCUCUUCAAUAUCCCCCUUCCGCCUUUAUUUCCUUCCCCAGAGUCAGAUGAACUUGUCGAUACCAUGUUUAUGUCUCUGCGUACAGUGUGAAGUUGCUAACCAGUGUUAGUGCAAUGACUGGAAGUCUAUGUAAGUCAGUAUAACAGAUUGUGAAAUAAACAAAUUGCUUAUUGGA
Molecule: messenger RNA, 2333 nt
Organism: Oncorhynchus masou masou (cherry salmon)
Lineage: Eukaryota; Metazoa; Chordata; Actinopteri; Salmoniformes; Salmonidae
Product: protein eva-1 homolog B-like
Exons: 5
Coding region: 528-1016 (162 amino acids)
Source: RefSeq, a predicted model, not a curated record